Molecule: messenger RNA, 1017 nt
Organism: Phytophthora infestans T30-4
Lineage: Eukaryota; Oomycota; Peronosporomycetes; Peronosporales; Peronosporaceae
Exons: 3
Coding region: 1-1017 (338 amino acids)
Molecular function (GO): hydrolase activity
Source: RefSeq, a predicted model, not a curated record
AUGGUUUCCUUAUUCGCGACGGUUUUCCUGUGCGCAGCCUCUGUUCUGGCUUCAGCAACUCGUGCGACGACCGAAUCCACCUGCACUCUAAGUGACUCCAACGCCUGUCCGGUUGAAAGUUUUUCGUCGUUAUCCGACGAUGGUAGCGUACUUGUAUACCCAGGAGGUAACACGCGUUGCGCCUUCGACAACUACCAAGAUUCUGUGACGGGGUUUACGACGAACUCCACGUACUUCUUCCAGGUCUUUCCAAACACGAACCAAGACAAGUCCAAACUGCUGAUUUUCUUCCAAGGCGGAGGAGGCUGCACCGACAUCAAUAUAUGUGCCUUCGGAUUGGAGUGCUCACUUGCUGAGAACGCGCUGUUUACCACCGUUGCUACGGUUCGGGGAGCUGGAGUUAUCGAUCGAUUCAAGGAGGACAAUAUGUUCAAGGAGUGGAAUGUGGUAUUCGUGCCAUACUGCACGGGUGAUGCUCACGUUGGGAACCGAGUUCUUCCUGCAUUCGAAAGCGGCAUGGAGCAGCAAUUAGGUAACCCACAGUGUCUCGGAAGAGAUUUUCCCAUGUUCCUGAACGGAUACAACAAUUCCAAGUCAGCGCUGGACUGGGCACUUCAGAACUUUCCGGAUGUUGACAGCCUCGUAGUAGGAGGUGCAAGUGCUGGGUCACUGGGCGCCCAGAUUUUCAAUUCUCACAUCACCGACAUGUGGAAUGUUGAUGCCAAAGGCACACAGUUUUCAGUAAUGGCAGACAGCUCCGUCGGAGUCUUACCAGCACCACUUCUUGAAGACAAACCUGAAGCCAAGUGGCUUUUCAUCAACAGCAAAGGUGAUACAGUCCAGCGUUAUUACUACGCCCUAGUGGACGAGGGAAUCCAAGGUUACCCGUUCCCGAACCUCAUGUCGGAAGAUGAUCUCUACAAGAACAUGUCAGUGCUCCUAGAUGCGUACCAAACCAAGAGCCCACGCAUUACCACAUUUUUCGCUGAAGAGCGACAAAGGCCAGCCUCUCGGUGA